AUGCACGACGUAGAAGCCUGCGAAUCAAAUGGUCCAACUGCAACGGAGUCAUCGAAUUUAAAGAUUGCCGGAGAACUUAACAACGAUAAGACUAAAAAUAACAACAAAGGACCAGAAGAUGCGUUAAAUAGGCUUGUUCCGCCAAUACUCGAAGACUUCAAAAUGAUUGCGAAGACAGCUGAACUCCGCGUGGCCUACGAUGCUCCAACAAAUCAAACAACUUACACUUAUACACUUUGCUGGGAAGAUGAUGUGAAAAGGCGCGACGAUUACCGCAUAAAAUCGGCUAGUAUGCUCUCCGAGUUUGAUGUGCAUCCUGUUAUGGCUGUAUGCGAUGGGCCAUGCCGAAAAGCAUUCCCGUCAAACAAAUUGAACACUAUCGGAAGAUGCGGACACUAUCUUUGCGAAGCUUGUUAUGGCAUUGUGACAAAUUCUGAUGGUACGAAAGGUUGCAGCUCAUUUGCUUGUAAUUGGCAAGGACAAUCGAAAACGGAUGCGAUGAAAGCGUAUGAAACAGAGAUAUGCCGAAAACAACGUCAAAGAGCGAACGAUAUGCAAAAACGAGGACUUGAUGUGAAGCCCGCCUCCGUUUACUCGAAUACCAACAUCCACACGUCAAAUUCGAAACGGACUUUCCUGAAAACUGACCGAUCGACGGGUUAUGAUGUGCUCACUGAAACCGACUUUUCAACAUCGCAAGAAAGCAAAUCGGUAACGAUAAUUGAGGAAAACGAUUCGGAACAAGGGACGAGGAACAUGGAUAUUGUUUAUCCCGGUCACACUGAAAUGAUAAUUGCGAAAUUAAUAGUAAUCGAGAAGAAUCAGUAUAACGCGGUUUUACGAAUUCAUACACGAAUGGAAGUUGCCACUUCAAUGGGAAUCAUGAAGGCGAUCACUCUGAUGUUGCUUGACAAGAAGAAGUCGCCACGGCAGUACUUGAACUCGGGGGUUCCUUAUUACGUGGAGCCUCAAAAAGAUGGCACCAAAAAGCUGAAAAGGAUCAAAAACAAGGAGUUUGAGACGUUCCAUCUGUACGAUUUCCCGCAAAUACACGAUCAUGUCUACUUUGUACUGGAUACCAUUGGUUAUGUCAACAACGGUGGGCCUGUACAAAUAUCAUUGAACUAUGACGACUGA
Caenorhabditis bovis is the source of this 1137-nucleotide messenger RNA. Lineage: Eukaryota; Metazoa; Nematoda; Chromadorea; Rhabditida; Rhabditidae. The record is from the annotation of a GenBank genome assembly.